AUGGCAGGAAAAAGAAAGAAGUUUGCCAAGACAUCAAAGAAAUCUACCAACGCAACAACAACAGGUAAUGAUAACAAUAAUAAUAACAACAAUGACAAUGUAGAUGACAAAGUAUUAAAGAAGAGCAAAGCUAUUACAGACGAUAGUAAAAAUGUUUGGGGUCCAAAUACAAUGACAAAUGAACAUCCACAGGGUACAAAAGAUUGGUACACAUCGAUUGCAAAGAAUGAUGACUUUGAAUUCUAUUACAAGAAAAUGAAUUUAUUACCAAAUGAAGAAGAUUUUAAAAAGUUUAUGGAAUGGUUGGGUAAGCCAUUACCAACAACAUUCCGUAUCAAUAGAGCUAUUGGUGAAUCAUUGACCAAUGUAGUAAAAAAACAAUUACACAAUAUCAUUGACCAAUUACCAGAGAAAAUGAUUGUAGAUGGAGAUGUCGUAGAACCACCAAAACCAUUGUCAUGGUAUCCAGAUGAAUUGGCAUGGCAUUCAACACUCACCAAGAGAUCUUUUAGAAAGAAUGACCAAUUGGAAGCUUUCCACAAGUUCCUUAUGCAUCACAACAAUGAAGGUAAUCUUACUCGUCAAGAAGCAGUCUCAAUGAUCCCACCAAUCUUCCUCGACGUUGAGCCACACCAUCUUGUACUCGAUAUGUGUGCUGCCCCAGGAUCAAAGACCACUCAGAUCAUUGAAGCUUUACACGCCAAUCGUUCCAAUUCAAAUACCACCAUUCCAGAGGGUAUGAUCAUUGCCAACGAUGCCGAUGUCAAGAGAUGUUAUAUGUUGGUUCAUCAAACUGCUCGUCUUGGUUCACCAACCAUUGUCAUUACCAACCACGAAGCUCAAAUAUUCCCAUUGCUCUAUCUCCAAAAGGAGGGUGAAACCGAAAGAAGACCAAUGCUUUUCGAUCGUAUUCUCGCCGAUGUUCCAUGCUCUGGUGAUGGAACUCUUAGAAAGAACCCAGACCUCUGGAAGAGAUGGAAGGCAAGAGAUGGUGCCGGUUUGCAUCGUCUACAAUCUCACAUUGCCUAUCGUGCUGCCAAUCUCCUCAAGGUUGGAGGUCGUAUGGUCUACUCUACAUGUUCACUCAAUCCAAUUGAAAAUGAGGCUGUCAUUAUGGAACUCGUCAAUCGUUGUCAAGGUGCUGUCCGUAUCGUCGAUGUUUCUGCUCAGUAUCCAACUUUGAUUCGUGCCAAUGGACUCCACACCUGGCCAGUCAUUGACAAGGAUAGAGAAAUCUACCAAGACUUUUCUCAAGUACCAGAGACCAAAAAGAAGACCAUCUUCCCAUCCUUUUUCCCACCAACCGAAGAACAAGCUCAAAAGGCUGGCCUCAAGCAUUGUAUGAGAGUCUAUCCACACAUGCAAGAUACUGGUGGUUUCUUUAUCACCGUUUUGGAAAAGGUAGCUGAAUUACCAGAUCAAAUCGGAAAGAGAAUCAAAUACGAACAAGAGUUUGGACAAAACAAACAAGAUCAAGAUACAACUACACCACCAUUAAAUGAUGAAUCUUCAACCACUCCACCAUUAAAUGAUGAAUCGACAUCAACUACCACCACCACCACUACUACAACCCAAGUCAAAGAGAAAAAGAGCGCUGUACAUAAAUUCUUUGAAGAACCAUUUGGAACAAUCAAUGAAGAAUGUAAAAAGGACUUGGAUGUUGCAGAGGCAUUUUAUGGUAUCAACAAGGAAUUCCCUCUAAGAGAGCAAAUGUUGACAAGAAGUCAAGGAUCAAAGGUACUUUACUUUGCUUCCAAGCCAAUUGUCAAUAUCGUUGAAGGUGAUCGUAAUCGUAGAUUAAAGAUUAUCAACGCCGGUUUGGAAAUCCUCAAAAAGCAUGACGAGUUUGGAGAAAGCAAGUGCAACUACCGUAUCUGUCAAUCUGCUUCCCAAUGGAUUACACCAUAUAUGACCGUUCACAACACCCGUACAGUCAUCAUGUCACCAAAUGACCUUUUCACUCUUCUUCGUACCACCGAACCAUUGUUUACUCAAUUCCCAAAAAGCAUUGAAGAUCAAUUGGAAGCCUUGGAACACGGUUGCUUUAUUAUUAAAAUUGACACUUCAUUAAAGACGUCGUUGGAAGAUGCCAACAAGGACAAACAGGUUGAAACACCAAUGCAGACUGAUCAAGACGAUAUAAUAGCUCAAUCCAACGGUAUGGUCUUUGCAUCAUGGCGUGGAAAGAGAUCCAUUCAUCUAUUGGUACAAAAACAAGAGCUCCAAUUGAUGGCCAAUAUCUUUAAGGUUACCAUUGAGCACAGAAAAGGUGACGUCAAUCCAAAGAACUACAGAGUACCAAAUUCAUCAACUGAAUCCCCAACAACUGAAUCCCCAAAAAAUGAAUCCUCAACUGAUGCCGCUACAAGUGACACUUUAUAA
This is a messenger RNA of Cavenderia fasciculata, 2382 nucleotides long. RefSeq names its product NOL1/NOP2/Sun family protein. Gene Ontology annotation, cellular component: nucleus; cytoplasm. Bases 1 to 2382 code for a protein of 793 amino acids. The transcript is spliced from 2 exons. Gene Ontology annotation, molecular function: tRNA (cytidine-N5)-methyltransferase activity; tRNA binding. Gene Ontology annotation, biological process: tRNA methylation. The record is from RefSeq and is a predicted model, not a curated record. NCBI's taxonomy places the organism in Eukaryota, Evosea, Eumycetozoa, Acytosteliales, Cavenderiaceae.